This is a messenger RNA of Camelina sativa (false flax), 991 nucleotides long. NCBI's taxonomy places the organism in Eukaryota, Viridiplantae, Streptophyta, Magnoliopsida, Brassicales, Brassicaceae. The record is from RefSeq and is a predicted model, not a curated record.
AAAAAAAAAAAAAAAGGAAUCGUCUUCUCUUCCUUUUGCCUUCCACAACCUUCGUGACACCUCAUCAUCAUCUCUCUCUCUCUCUCCCACCUUCUCCGUCCCGUUCCGUUCUCCUCCCUAAAACAGUUUCGGAUUUCUUGAUUCUGAUCUGAUCAGAAAUAUUUGAUCGGCGAGGCGAUUUAUGGAGUCUAUAUCUCCCGUAUCGAAUCAAGUUACUCAACCAACAACAACAACGACCUCUACUUCCGAUCGUUCCCGUCGUAAGCGGAGGAAGAAAUCUCAACCAUCAACGGUUGAUUCAUCAUCUCAGUCGUCUCAAUCAACAUCGUUGGAGAAAUGGAGAUCGGAGAAGCAGCAACAGAUCUACUCAACGAAACUAGUCCGUGCUUUAAGAGAGCUACGAAUCAGUCAACAACCGUCGUCGUCUUCAUCGAAUCCACGUGGCGGUGGUGGUGGUAGAGCCGUACGCGAAGUCGCGGACAGAGCUUUAGCAGUUGCGGCGAGAGGUAAAACACUUUGGAGUCGAGCGAUAUUAUCGAAAGCCGUUAAACUCAAAUUCAGGAAACAGAAACGGCAGAGAGUCUCGAACCCGACGACGACGAACACGAGGACGACGUUGUUAACGACCGGGAGUAUCAGGUCGAAGAAACAGAGAGCGACGGUUUUGAGGCUAAAGGCAAAAGGAUUGCCAGCUGUACAGAGGAAAGUGAAAGUUCUGAGCCGGUUAGUUCCCGGUUGCCGUAAACAAACCUUACCGGUGGUUUUAGAGUUUUCUUCAUAUUAUUAUUCUUCUCAUCUCACUGUAUUGUUUGGUGUUUGAAUAUUUUUACUUUUAUUCAACUUUUUUAUUUACUAUUUUCAUCAUUUAUGUAUAUCCUUUUCUUUCUUCUUGAAUCUCUAUGUUUACCAAAAAUAGUGCCGGAAAAAAAGAACAGGACAGUGAUUGGUUUCUGUAAUAAUAAUCGUAAUAAAUUUUUCAGUUUCUUGAUAA